Molecule: messenger RNA, 4194 nt
Organism: Lepisosteus oculatus (spotted gar)
Lineage: Eukaryota; Metazoa; Chordata; Actinopteri; Semionotiformes; Lepisosteidae
Gene: uba6
Product: ubiquitin like modifier activating enzyme 6
Biological process (GO): DNA damage response; ubiquitin-dependent protein catabolic process; protein ubiquitination
Cellular component (GO): cytoplasm; nucleus
Molecular function (GO): FAT10 activating enzyme activity; ubiquitin activating enzyme activity
Source: RefSeq, a predicted model, not a curated record
UUGCAGAAUUAAAUCCUUAUGUUCAGGUCAAUACAUCAAAUGCUACUCUGGAUGAAACCACUGAUUUGUCAUUCUUGAAACAAUUUCAGCGUCCUAAGACAUUCAGAGAUAUGUUGAGAAGCACAAGGAAACUGCAUUGCAAGAUAAGUUAAAAUAUGAGUAAUUUUACUCUAUUCAGUAUUAAUUCCCUUAUUUAUCAUAUGUACAGUAUUUAAGGUAGUGUUAUACUGUACAUAAAAGUUGAAUUUAAAAGUAUUUUGCAGUUUGAUGGUUUCAUCUUCUGUAUACAUGUAUGUGAUACACUGUUAAAAUUACAACUUUAAAUUUUAAGUUUAAUGUUUUAAUGAGUUUAAUAUUUGAAAAUGUUGUUCAUUACUCUCCUUUUUUCACACAUACGUUUUCUGUCUCGCAUACACAAAAUGUGUUUCACAAACUCUCUCAUUCAUUGUUCAUUUUCAAAUUCUAAAUGUAUUGAACCCAGGCCCUCAUUGCUGUGAGGCAACAAUGCUAAGGUUAAAUUAAUUUAAGUGCUCAACAUAAUAGGUUAUUACAGUAAUAAUUCUGUUUACACACUGAAAAUGUGAAUGUACCCUACUGUAAACCUACAUCAUCAUGUUCAGGUCCCUAUUACUGUUAAAAUACAAUGAUUCUCAUUCAGAAAUAUGUUAAACUUGAUGUCCUUCUGGUGCCAAUUAAUCCCUAUUUCCUUGAUUUCUAAUAGAAAGUCUCUGCUCAAUGUCCCAUUCUUACAGUCCCCAUUAAGUACAUUUAAUGGGAAUGUAUUGUGAUAUUCAUACCAAUGGUUACAUGUGUUGUAUCACUGAUCAGGUGAAUAGUUUUGCUUGAGAAAUACAUUGAAGAAAGGUUUUUACAGGAAGCUUAUGACUUUUAUGUACAUGGGCCCUGGGUCCAGUUUUGUCUCUAUGGAGACUGUUUAAACUUCAAAGGAGAUUUUUUAGAGGACAAGGUGGUGCUCUUUAUAAGAUGAAUAGUGUUCAAUGUAGUCAAAAGAAAAGCCAAAGAGCAAAGUUCACAGUGGAUUGGUAGAUUUUAAUGAAGGAUAUCACAUAGCUGAGUGGACUUUCAGGUUGAAAGUUAUUGAGAUAUCCAUGUAAGUGUUAUUUUCCUUUGUGACUAUCUGGUGUGGAUCCAUUGGGUUUAUGAUCUUGGUGCCUUCUGGUGGACCGUAUUCCAGGCCUUGCAUUAUAAAUAGGUUUCCUAAAUGUUUACUUUUCCUUUGUACUGAUACCAGUUGUUUCUGUUAUUUUAGUGCCUGCGAUCCCAGAAAAAUUCCUCCUAUCAACCCUAUCUAUAGUAUGUGUGUGAUUCUAACAGAAGCCAGGCUACAACUGCAAAAGAGGGUUAAUGCUUUUUGUCACUCACAGCAACCACCAAUUAAAUUUAUCAGCUGUGAUGUGUAUGGGAUCUGUGCACGCAUGUUCUGUGACUUUGGAGAUGCUUUUGAAGUUUCUGACUCAAAUGGAGAGGAGCCCAAGGAAGUCUUUGUGCAGAAUAUCACACAGGGUAAUCCUGGUGUAGUGACAUGCAUGGACAGCAAGACUCACGGGCUUCAGACCGGACAGUGCAUCACUUUCCGGGAAGUUAAUGGCAUGUCGGAGUUAAACGGAACAAUUCACCAGAUUACAGUCCUGUCCCCCUAUACCUUUGCAAUAGGAGACACGUCUAGUUUGCAGCCAUAUGUCCAUGGAGGAAUAGUACUUCAGAUAAAAACACCAAUGAUGUACUGCUUUGAAAACAUGGAGAAGCAGCUUUUAGAUCCAAAUAUUCUCGCCCCUGAUUUAAGCAAGCCUGAGGCACCAUUGCAGAUACAUGCAGCUUUAAUAGCCUUAGACGCAUUUCAAGAGAAGAAUAAGAGGUUGCCAGGCAUCGGGAGUCUUCAAGAUGCUGAAGUAUUAAUAAAGCUGACAGAAGAAGUGAACAGAUCAUUAGUGAACAAAGCCAGCAUCAAUGAGGAGCUUGUAAAAUGGCUGUCGCGCACAGCAAGGGGCUCCCUUCCCCCUUUGUCAGCUGCCCUGGGGGGGAUAGCCAGUCAGGAGGUCCUGAAAGCACUAACAGGGAAGUUCUCUCCCCUGCAGCAGUGGUUCUAUCUGGAUGCUGUUGAAGUGGUGAAAGUCCUGGAUUCUCUUUCUUUAGAUGAGUUCCACCCCAAAGGAGAUCGAUAUGAUGCCUUGCGUGCUUGCAUUGGAGAAACCAUGUGCCAAAAACUGCAUAGAUUGAGAACAUUUUUGGUGGGCUGUGGUGCAAUUGGCUGUGAAAUGCUGAAGAACUUUGCUCUUCUUGGUGCCGGUGUUGCCAGCAGUUCUGGAGAGCUGUUUAUUACAGAUCCAGAUUUAAUUGAAAAGUCAAACCUGAACAGGCAGUUUCUUUUCAGACCGCAUCAUAUACAGUAUCCUAAAAGCUCCACUGCUGCAACAGCAACAUUGGAUAUUAACCCACAGUUAAAAAUCAAUGCUCAUCUCAACAAAGUGUGUCCUGCGACUGAAAGUAUUUACAGUGAUGAAUUCUACAACAGAAUAGAUGUUGUAGUGACAGCACUAGAUAACGUGGAGGCAAGAAGAUAUGUGGACAGCCGAUGUUUAUCAAACCGGAAGCCACUCCUGGAUUCAGGGACCAUGGGAACAAAGGGACACACAGAAGUCAUUGUACCAGACAUGACAGAGUCUUAUAAUAGCCAUCGAGAUCCUCCUGAAGAAGAGGUACCAUUCUGUACAUUGAAAUCCUUUCCUGCAGUCAUAGAACACACAAUACAGUGGGCAAGAGACAAGUUUGAAAGUGCUUUUACACACAAGCCUUCAAUCUACAACAAAUUUUGGCAGACAUAUUCAUCUGUAGAAGAAGUAUUACAGAGAAUGAAGUCACAAGAAACCUUAGAUGGGUCUUUUCAAGUAAUCAAGUUACUAAGCCGAAGACCAAUGAGUUGGGCAAGUUGUGUUACACUGGCUAGAUUAAAAUUUGAAAAAUAUUUUAAAAGAAAGGCAGUUCAGUUGCUGCAUUCGUUUCCUCUUGAUACAAAGCUGAAGGAUGGGAGUUUAUUCUGGCAAUCUCCCAAACGGCCACCUUCUCCGAUAGAUUUUGACUUCAAAGAUCCUCUGCACUUCAGUUUUAUUGUUAGUGCAGCAAGACUGUUUGCAGAGAUGUAUAACAUCCCACAUGCAGAAAAGGAUCUAUCACCAGAAACCAUCAUCCGGAUCAUUUCAGGCGUAACGAUUCCAGAAUACAAGCCUGCAGAAAAAAAAAUUGAAAUAGAUGAAAAUGCCAGGAAGCCAGAGCAGACGAAGCUUGUGGUAAGCAGUGAAGAAGAACAGGAAGCUAUCUCUCAGCUGGAGGAUGUCAUCUCUUCUCAUGCUGUCACAAAAGAUCAUCUCCACAUUAAACCAGUGUUUUUUGAGAAGGAUGAUGACAGCAAUGGACACAUUGAUUUCAUCACAGCUGCUUCCAACCUGAGAGCCAGAAUGUAUAACAUUGAGCCAGCCGAUAGGUUGAAGACAAAGAGAAUAGCUGGCAAGAUCAUUCCUGCCAUAGCAACAGCUACUGCAGCCGUGUCAGGAUUGGUGGCUUUAGAGAUAAUUAAAAUUGUUGGAGGACACUGCUUUGACUCUUUCAAGAACUGUUUUUUCAAUCUAGCAAUUCCAAUCAUAGUGCUCACAGAACCUGCAGAAUUGAAACGGACAAAAAUUAGAGAACACAUUUAUUUCUCAAUCUGGGACCGAUGGACAAUUUAUGGAAAAGAAGACUUUACCCUUUCUGACUUCUUUAAUGCUGUGAAGGAAAAAUAUGGUAUAGAACCAACCAUGGUCGUGCACGGUGUUAAGAUGCUUUAUGUUCCAGUAAUGCCAGGACACAACAAGAGACUUAAACUCACAAUGCAAAAACUCAUCAAGCCAUCAUCCGAGAAGAGGUAUGUAGAUUUGACCGUAUCUUUUGCACCUGAAUCCAAUGGAGAUGAAGACUUGCCUGGACCAGCUGUAAGAUACUACUUCUGCCCGGAAGACCUCUGAAGUACCCAUAACUGAGAAAUGAAGGACCACUAGCAUUUGAACAGCAGUGUAGCACUUGACUGUAAAUGACUUUACAUAUUACUGCAUACCUCUCUAUGCAGUUGCCUUAAUCUGUGUUCAAUAUUGAUCUUGUUAAUUAUCUUUAUAAAUGAACUAGUAAACUUGUACACCCGGA